GCCCAGCGCUGUGACACCAGACCUGAAAUCACCCUCGACUGGUCAGGACCUAUUUUAUGCGCUUUUUAUGAACUUCUUGCACACGGAUUUGAACCAAGUUUCUAAUUGCUUCAUAAACGUUAUUGAUCCAUUGAUCAACAUUAUUUUACCUGAUAAAAUAAUAUACAUUUUUAAAGAAGAAAAGGAUACUCUAAGAAGAAUGGAGAAGUGGACAACCCCUGAAUACUAUGACUAUGAUUAUGAAGAGCAGGAGAACAGCACCAUGUGUGACUACUCUGAGUGGAAGCCUUCCUACUCAGUCAUCCCAGUCCUCUACAUGCUCAUCUUCAUCCUGGGUCUCUCUGGCAACGGUGUGGUCAUCUUCACUGUGUGGAGGGCUCAGGCCAAGCGCCGGUCAGCAGACAUCUACAUAGGCAACCUGGCCAUGGCUGACCUGACCUUCGUGCUGACUCUGCCACUGUGGGCAGUGUACACUGCAUUGGGCUACCACUGGCCCUUCGGUGUGGCCCUCUGCAAGAUCAGCAGCUACGUGGUGCUGCUCAACAUGUACGCCAGCGUCUUCUGCCUCACCGCCAUGAGCUUUGACCGCUACCUGGCCAUCGUGCACUCUCUGUCCAGCACCCAGCUGCGUACCCGUGGCCACAUGCAGGCCUCCCUGACGGCCAUCUGGCUCCUCUCCGGCCUACUGGCUGCCCCCACACUCAUCUUCCGCACCAUCAAGAAUGACGAGAGCAGCGACCUCAUCUCCUGUGGCAUGGACUUCAGCCUGGUGUUGGGUGUGGGUAAUCAAACAAUCAGUCAAUCAAAUGAAUUGAAGCAGAAGGAGUCCAUGUGGAUCGCAGGGCUCAGCAUCUCCUCCUCUGCCCUGGGCUUCCUCCUACCCUUCCUGGCCAUGAUGGUGUGCUACUGCUUCAUCGGCUGCACCGUGACACGCCACUUCAACAGCCUGCGUAAGGAGGACCAGAGGAAGAGGCGUCUGCUGAAGAUCAUCACCACCCUGGUGGUUGUGUUUGCUGCCUGCUGGAUGCCCUUCCACGUUCUGAAGAGCGCUGAUGCCCUCUCCUACCUGAACCUGGCUCCAAACACCUGCGCCUUCCUCCGCUUCCUCCUGCUGGCCCACCCUUAUGCUACCUGCCUGGCCUACGUCAACAGCUGCCUCAAUCCCUUCCUGUAUGCCUUCUUCGACCUGCGCUUCCGUUCCCAGUGCCUCUGUCUGCUCAACCUGAAGAAGGCCAUGCACACCAGCCCCGGCAGCUCCAUGUCCUCCCAGAAGACAGAGGCCCAGUCGCUGGCCACUAAGGUGUGACGUUUAUGCUGGGGUCAGGGCAUGGAAGAGAGAUGCCAGCCAGAGGGAAUAGGUCUCUAGCUGCCUUUUCCUGUCCUGCCUCCAUCGUCACCUGAACACUACAGGUAAAUGUACGAUUUUUGAGGUGCAUGAUAUCAUUACCUAUCCAGCAAAAUGAUAUCAUUACCUAUUCAGCCACAUGCAAGUGGACUGCAGACUGAGUGCAAAUGUACGUGUCCUCCAGACUGUGUGACUGAGGAAACUGAUAGUCAGUCUUCUGGCUGUAAUCAUGACCACUGACAUCCUCCAAGCUCACUCUCAGUGAUUAGGAAGUUUGUACAAACCCCUUGAACUGCUUGAUACAGGGGGCCAAGCUCCAUGCCAGGGUGAUGCAAACCAGAACCCAGACCUUUUGGACAGAGUUGAAUGUAUUUCAAAGGGACAAAGCAGCUCAUAUUGUUCUCCUGGUGUUCCGUGUUGACUUAAGACAAGUUCUUAGGUGGGCUGUCCCAUGGCUCUGGCUUUUAACACUGGAGGAGUGUAUUAUACAUGCAUUUGUACCAUGCUGUUCUUGUUUUUUUUUAAGCACUUGCUCAUUGGAAGGAGGUGAGACCUCUUCCUCUGCCCCAGUCAUGACGUGCGUGUGUGUGUGUGUGUAGGUCCAGGAAAGGUGUUGCAGCUUGAUUAAAAAAGUUGUAAAGGGAGAUAAGGGCACGGAGGGAGGGGGGUGGUCCCAGACGGACAGAUGGCAGCUGACAAAUGUUGUCGAGUGAGGAGAGCCAACUAAUAGGUGGCUGCUCUGACAGAUUAAACUCUUGUGUGUGUGUGUGUGUGUGUGUGUGUGUGUGUGUGUGUGUGUGUGUGUGUGUGUGUGUGUGUGGUGUGUGUGUGUGUGUGUGUGUGUGUAUUGAAUCAGGAUUGGGGAAGGCAUGAAUUAACUUGUUUUUAUUUGACAAAGAUGUGAAUACAUGCUGUACAAUGCUUUCAUGUGAUGAUUUGAAAUAAAAACGUUUUCUGAUGAACUAAAGU
Molecule: messenger RNA, 2314 nt
Organism: Oncorhynchus mykiss (rainbow trout)
Lineage: Eukaryota; Metazoa; Chordata; Actinopteri; Salmoniformes; Salmonidae
Product: apelin receptor B
Biological process (GO): calcium-mediated signaling; positive regulation of cytosolic calcium ion concentration; G protein-coupled receptor signaling pathway
Cellular component (GO): external side of plasma membrane; membrane
Molecular function (GO): C-C chemokine binding; C-C chemokine receptor activity
Source: RefSeq, a predicted model, not a curated record